Messenger RNA from Spinacia oleracea (spinach), 2016 nucleotides. RefSeq names its product U1 small nuclear ribonucleoprotein 70 kDa. Gene Ontology annotation, biological process: mRNA splicing, via spliceosome. Lineage: Eukaryota; Viridiplantae; Streptophyta; Magnoliopsida; Caryophyllales; Amaranthaceae. The transcript is spliced from 10 exons. Gene Ontology annotation, molecular function: U1 snRNA binding; mRNA binding. The record is from RefSeq and is a predicted model, not a curated record. The coding region runs from base 209 to 1624 and encodes 471 amino acids. Gene Ontology annotation, cellular component: U1 snRNP; U2-type prespliceosome; precatalytic spliceosome.
CGUCUGUAUAAAUCUGCGAGCCUAAACCCUUUCCCGGUCCCGGCUUUCCUCUUUUGUUCUCUGGUUUUUCACUGUCCCUUUUCUUCCGAUUUUCCGGCAAUCUGAUGCAUUCUUUUCUCUCUCCUCUCAAUUCGAUUUUCCUCUGAAAUUAAUCCCCCCAAAAGAAAAUCAAGAACCCUAACCCUAGUUUUGUGAGACGUCUUCCGACAUGGGAGACAACGACGCCUUCUUGCGUAGCCAGAAUGCCGCCGUUCAGGGUCGUACCAAAGCGCAGAAUCGUGCUAAUGUUCUUCAGCUUAAAAUGAUUGGACAGUCUCAUCCGACUGGUCUGACUCCUAACUUACUGAAGCUUUUCGAGCCUCGACCUCCAUUGGAGUAUAAGCCACCACCGGAGAAGAGAAAAUGCCCUCCUUAUAUGGGGAUGGGGCAAUAUGUGAAUCUAUUUCCUGACCCUGAGGAUCCUGAGUAUGCCCCACCGGUCAAAGAAGGCGAAACUCCGACCCAAAGGAGGGCCAGAGUUCACCAAUUACGCCUGGAGAAGGGUGCUGCUAAGGCUGUAGAAGAGCUAGAGAAAUAUGAUCCACAAAGUGACGCAAAUGCCACUGAAGACCCGUACAAGACACUAUUUGUUGCUAGGCUGAGUUAUGAGACCUCAGAGAGCAGGCUGAAAAGGGAGUUUGAAACGUAUGGGCCCAUAAAGCGGGUCAAAAUGGUCUACGACAAGGAGACAAACAAACCUAGAGGCUAUGCUUUUAUAGAAUUUUCGCAUACAAGGGACAUGAAAGCUGCAUAUAAACAAGCUGAUGGAAGGAAAAUUGAUGGAAGGAGGGUUCUGGUGGAUGUUGAGCGUGGAAGAACUGUUCCUAACUGGCGACCUCGGAGAUUGGGUGGUGGACUAGGAACAACUAGAGUUGGAGGUGAAGAUGUCAAUCAGAAUAAUUCUACGAGGGAGCCACAAGCUGGAGGGCCUCGAUCAGAGGAGCCCAGAAUACGAGAGGAUAGAGAAAAAUCUCGAGAAAGGGGAAGAGAGAAAGAAAGGGAGCGUGAAAAAUCUCGUGAGAGAUCCCAUGACAAGCCAAGAGAUCGCGAGCACAGAGAGGGUAGACACCACAGAGACCGUGACAGAACCAGAGACAAGGAGAGGGACAGAGAUCAUGGCCGUGAGCGUGAUCGUACACGUGAUCGUGAUAGAGGCAAAGAUCGUAGUCGUGACUAUGAUCGAGAUAGGGAUCAUGGACGCUCCCGUGAUAGGCAUCGUGAUAGGGACCGUGAUUAUGAAACGGGUGAAGCGGACCAGGACCGUGGGCAUUCCCGUGAUAGGGAUUAUGAGUAUGAUCACAUGGAUGCAAAACAUGACCGUAGCAGCAGCAGGCAUGGUGAAAAAGAGAGAAGUUAUGAUCAUCAUGCUGGUGCUGCUGAUGAGGAUCGAGGGUGGUAUGAUGCUGAUAACGGGCACAACAAGCGUUCUGAAACGGAGCACGAUGAUGACCAUUACGGGCAUCAACAAGGAAGGGGACAAUAUGAUAAGGAUGAUCUGGGUGGUGAUAAUGAUCGUUAUAAUCAAUAUGCUAAUGAGAGUGGUCCUACGGAUGAAGAUAAAUACAGUUAUGACCGAGAAACCUGAAGAAGUUGAAGUGACCAUAAACUCGAGAAGGAUGGGAAGAUUUUGGGUGAAAUUUUCAUUUUCGGACCUUUUUCGUUGAUUGCUGAAAGAUUUUUUAAGCUCUUCUGGUGAUUAUCAUCUGCAGGUUGAAGAUUAGGACAUUUUGUUUGUUGGGAGGUAUUAUUGUAUUGGGACUAAUUAGGUAUGAAUCUUUUCACAUAUAACAAUUUCUGUUUUCAUUAUGUCCUUUUGGUUGGGCAUGCUCUUGCUUGUAAUUGGUAUUGCCUCUGGUAUGACCCUCAGCAUGUCAUUCUGUAUUAGUUUUGCAUCCCUUUCAAAACUGUAGACAAUUGGGGUUUAUGUCAAAAUGUAUUCUCUUGCUAAUGGUAGACUUCUGUUUCAGCUCUUGCCAA